GUUGCAUAAUCCUCGGCAACGUAUGGGAAAACGACGAGGGUCUCGAUCCCUCGAACCAAACGGGGCCUUUCCUAUCUAAGUCCGCUUCACCUAAAGAAGCACGCUUUAUACCUGAUGGGGAUUCUAUGAUCCCGGCUGGGGUCUACUAUCUCCACUACCCAGGCUAUAAGAAAAGUCAGAUCCUCUCAUCUACUUAUGACGUUACCAUGCGCCGCUAAUCCUUAUCUAUAGGGAAGCCAUAUCCUAUUGUGCCUCACUUUGAUCAUUGGAAAUUUCCCGACAAGCUACCAAAAUCUUGGGAAAAAUUGCGUACUAUUGAUCCCGCAACGAGUAAAUCUACAUCUACUACCAGCAGCGAAUCCGGCGAUGACGAAGCAACUACCUCGGCGUACGACUCGGAACGUCUGCCAUGUCCUAUCACAGGUCAAGUCACCGUCCUCGAAGCUAGUCAUAUCCUCCCGCCCACAACAAAAUCGUUCAUCAGACGCAAUAAUAUGCACAGAUACCUGACUUCCCCCAAGAGCGCGGCUACGCAUCUCGAUCCUGGUAACAAUAUUUUCAUUCGUAAAGAUGUGCACGAUCUUUGGGAUUCAAACGCUAUCGUCUUCGUUUCUAAACCCUGCAGUGACAACAGCGACCAGUCGCGUCUAUUCUGUCACGUAUUAACACCCCCAGGGAAAUCUGCGGAUUCCGAUAUGGAAAUUCAUUCGUUGUACCAUAACAUUCCCAUGAUACCGAUCCAUAAUCCUAUCGAACUGCUCUUCGCCCGGUUCGCUUGGUCCUUGUUUACCAAUACCACCCUCGCACUUUUCAAGGACGAUGACGGCAAGACCAAAUAUUCUGUUCUCCUUCACGAUGUGGAGAAGGAUAAAAUGGUCGAAAAGAUGCUCCCGGCUAGUUCCCUUCCUCGAUUAUCUGUCAAAGCUACAGGCGUUGCGACGAAAGACGUCGCCGGUGAGAAGCACAGUCUUGAGGACUCGGCAAAUGUCGAAGCGGAGCCUUCGGACACGGGCGACGUCGCCGAUAGCCUCGACAACGUUAGCAGCGAAGGCGAUAGUAGCGACGGCGAUCGCAGCGGCAGCCCCGAUAUUGGCGACCUUGGCCUUAACGAUGUGGAUACCGGCGACCUUAUUUACUCGGUCCGAACGGGACAAAUGGAACGUUAUGAUAACGGCGCCGAGUCUGACGAUUGCAGCCUCAGUUCACAUUGUUCACACUCUUCACGUGACCCCUUCAGUGACCUUUCGGACGACUCAGAACCCCCUCGGAAGAAGUCUCGGUCAUCUUAAAUCCAACUCCGGCGAAGAAUCUCUUUCUAGCGAAGAUCGAUCGGUAUCAAAGUGGAGCUUGGUCCGUUCAAAUAAGUUUUUAAUGUAGCACCGUAAACUAGAGUUAAUUAACCAAUCAUAAAAAAUAUUUGAUGUUGGUAAAUGAUGUUGGCUCUAUUUUAGGCAGUGUAAACAGGAUUCCUUGGCAGAUUCUAGGUAGGUUUGCUAAGCCUUUUUUGACAAUAGGCCUCCCAGAGUCCCGGUCGA
Molecule: messenger RNA, 1535 nt
Organism: Daldinia caldariorum
Lineage: Eukaryota; Fungi; Ascomycota; Sordariomycetes; Xylariales; Hypoxylaceae
Exons: 1
Coding region: 495-1289 (264 amino acids)
Source: RefSeq, a predicted model, not a curated record